Molecule: messenger RNA, 366 nt
Organism: Scutellospora calospora
Lineage: Eukaryota; Fungi; Glomeromycota; Glomeromycetes; Diversisporales; Gigasporaceae
Source: the annotation of a GenBank genome assembly
UUUAUAAUGAGGAUCUUGAAUUGUAUUAUUCUUUUCCAGGAGAUUCUUAUAAUUAUAUUAAUUUCGAAUCUGAAGAAAUUGAAGAUAAUGAUAGCGUAACAGAAAUUCCAAGCUCCAACAUUUUAGAUAAUAAUAACAUUAUAGAAAUCCCAAAUCCUAACAUUAAUAAUAUAUCAAAGCCAAGUCAAGAAACAUUAAAAUCUACUUCAAAUCUAUCUGGCACUACAAUUUCAACUAUGAAUUCAAGAUCAACAAUAUCAGCACCAAGAACAACUAAUACAAGUAAUGCAACAUUAGCAACCAACAAUACAAGAACAAAUAGUACGACCAACAAUGCAAGAACAAACUGUACAACUAAUGAUACAA